UUCCAUUUGCCGAAAUUACCGAGAAUAUCGAGUCCAAAAUGAGCGUGAUUGUGAAUAGUGAAGACGUGAAAUACACCGACAAUUUCAUCGAGACCAAUUACGUUUAUCGAUACACUAAAGCGGAGAAAAUCGGCAAUGCCGUUCGGGUAACGCCGUUAUCGGAAAAACUAGUCAUAAAAACGUCGAGGAAAUUACCGAAAUUGGGAGUUAUGCUGGUAGGAUGGGGCGGCAAUAACGGAUCCACCUUUACGGCGGCCCUUUUGGCCAAUAAACUUGGUUUAUCGUGGCCCACCAAAAAAAGAAUACAAAAAGCCAAUUGGUACGGUUCCCUGACACAAGCCGCCACAGUUUCCUUGGGCGAUGAUGUUUUCGUGCCGUUUUCCCACCUCCUUCCCAUGGUGGAUCCAAACAACAUCUUCAUCGACGGUUGGGACAUCAACUCCAGCAACCUAGCGGACUCCAUGGAAAGAGCGCAGGUCUUGGACGUGACGCUACAACAGCAACUCAAACCACACAUGGAGAAUUUGAAGCCCAGACCUUCUGUAUACCAACCGGAAUUUAUAGCGGCCAAUCAGAUGACUCGCGCUGACAAUUUAAUCUCCGGCACGAAGCAAGAUCAACUGGAGCGCAUCAAAGCGGACAUCCAGGAUUUCCAAAAGACCAAUGACCUGGAUAAAGUCGUCGUGGUGUGGACAGCGAACACGGAAUGCUACAGCAACGUUAUCGAAGGUAUUAACGACACCGCUGAAAACAUCAAAACCGCUAUAGCUUCUAAUCACAGCGAAAUAUCCCCUUCGACUCUAUUCGCUUACGGCUGCAUAUCCGCCGGGUGCACUUACAUCAACGGCGCCCCGCAGAACACCUUCGUGCCGGGAAUUGUAGAUUUCGCGGAGAAGCAGGGCGUCUUCAUCGCCGGCGACGAUUUCAAAUCGGGACAGACGAAGAUCAAGAGCGUUUUGGUGGAUUUCCUGGUCGGGGCGGGCAUCAAACCGGUCAGCAUCGUCAGUUACAAUCAUCUCGGUAACAACGACGGGAUGAAUUUGUCUGCUCCCAAGCAAUUCAGAUCCAAAGAGAUAUCCAAAAGUAACGUGGUAGAUGACAUGGUGAAUUCCAACGAGGUGCUCUACAGUCCCGGAGAAAAGCCAGAUCACGUCGUGGUAAUCAAAUACGCACCGUACGUUGGCGAUUCGAAACGAGCAAUGGACGAAUACACUUCAGAAAUUUUAAUGGGAGGUUUGAAUACGAUUGUGAUAUACAACACGUGCGAGGAUUCCCUUCUGGCUACUCCCAUCAUACUGGACUUGGUGCUUCUGGCGGAGCUCUUCUCCAGAGUGAAAGUGAAAAGGGCGGAUUGGAGCGAUGAGGAAUACACCGGUCUUCAUCCGGUGCUGUCGAUUCUAAGUUACCUUUGUAAGGCUCCCAUGGUGCCCAACGGAGCGCCGGUUAUCAACGCUUUGAACCGGCAAAGGGCUUGCAUAGAGAAUGUAAUGAAAGCGUGCAUAGGUUUACCGCCCGAGAAUAACAUGUCGUUAGAACACAAAUUGCCAUUUUUGAUGACUAACUCAACGUGCACUGAACCACCCAAAUCGAAGAAACUGAAGAUGGAAAAUGGAGGACACUGAAAGCUAGAGAGAAGAGCAAAUUAAUUAGGAAAUUACCUACUUAUUAUAAUUAUGUACUUUUUGUUAUAUGUCGUUUGUCUGAAAUAAAAUUUAAU
Phyllotreta striolata is the source of this 1717-nucleotide messenger RNA. The record is from the annotation of a GenBank genome assembly. Lineage: Eukaryota; Metazoa; Arthropoda; Insecta; Coleoptera; Chrysomelidae.